UCCACGCUUGUACAACGCUCUUCAAAACCGCUGGUAUCCGCUUUGCAGUGGCGAUCAUCUUUGUAAAUCGUGUGCCAGUUCAUCAAGUUCAUCCCAUGUGCUCUUCACUGUAAUUCGCGAGGAAAGCAGGGCAGCUUAUUUCCGCUUACUGAAGCGGACCGGGAGGCCGGCGCCCAGGGGCCAAGUUCACGCAGCAGGCUCCCGGAGCCACCCGGGCUGCAAAGCCCGCCCUCUUUCCACCCCACCGAGCUCUACCUCCUUCCACCUACUAAACGUACAACUGCACUGGGGUGGGAUUUAGCCUUCGCCUCGAGUUUCAGACAUCCAGCAACCUUCCUCAACUCUCACGUUCAAUGGUGCAACCUCAUUGAUGUAGAUUGGCCAGAAACUCUCAACUCGGGCAUCGGGACCUUUUGUCACAAGAACAAUGCUGGCCUGGUGGGAACUGUCCUUUUACCUGCUUGCUUCACUAGGCUUCCACUUCUAUUCUUUCUAUGAAGUUUACAAAGUCUCCAGAGAACACGAAGAACAGUUGGACCAAGAAUUUGACCUGGAGACUGGCACUUUAUUUGGAGGAUUAAAGAAGGACCGUACCGACUUUGAGUGGAGCUUCUGGAUGGAGUGGGGGAAGCAGCGGCUGGCGUGGCUUCUCCUUGGUCACCUGGCUGUGUCUCAAAUGGCCAACCAGAUUGCAAGGAAGCACAGACCCUGGAUCCUCACGGCCUAUGGAAUGUGGGCCUGCUGGUGUGUGCUGGGGGCCCCAGGAACGGCCAUGAUUUUUCUCCACACUGUCAUCUCCUUCUGCGUAGCCCAGUUCCGGUCACUGUUCCUCUCAUGGCUGUGUUCUCUCCUCCUGCUCUCCACAUUAAGGCUGCAAGAUGUGGAGGAAGUUAAGAGAGGGUGGUACAAGACAGAAAACGAGUACUACUUGCUGCAGUUCACGCUGACCGUUCGCUGCCUGCACUACACCAGCUUUAGCCUCGAGUUCUGCUGGCAGCAGCUGCCCGCUGGCUGCCCCUUCUACUCCUUUCCCUGGAUGAUGGCCUAUGUCUUCUACUACCCAGUCUUCCACAACGGGCCCAUCCUCAGCUUCCCGGAUUUCAUCGGACAGAUGCAGCAGCAAGGGCAGUGCUCGCUGAAGGUCAGCCUUUCCGUCCUUGCCCGGGGGCUGGGCCGCCUCUUCUGCUCUUGGUGCCUGGCGGAGCUGAUGGUUCACCUCAUGUACAUGCACGCCAUCUACAGCAGCGCCCCCCUCCUGGGGGCCGUCUCUUGCUGGACCUUAGGAGGAUUGGCUUUGGCCCAAGUGCUCUUCUUCUACGUGAAGUACUUGGUGCUCUUUGGCGUCCCAGCUCUUCUCAUGCGCCUGGAUGGACUCACACCGCCGCCUCUCCCUCGCUGUGUCAGCACCAUGUUCAGUUUCACGGGGAUGUGGAGGUAUUUUGACGUUGGACUGCAUGAUUUCUUAAUCAGGUAUGUGUACAUUCCAGUGGGCGGGUCCCAGCAUGGCCUGCUGGGAACACUGUUUUCCACUGCAAUGACCUUUGCGUUUGUGAGCUACUGGCAUGGUGGAUACGACUACCUCUGGAGCUGGGCUGCACUCAACUGGCUGGGGGUCACCAUGGAGAAUGGAGUCCGGAGGCUUGUGGAGACGCCGUGCGUCCGGGACAGCUUGGUCCAGUUCCUCUCCCCACGAGCUCGCCGCCGACUCCACGCUGCCCUAGCGUCUUGCUCCACCUCCAUGCUGAUCCUGUCCAACCUGGUGUUCCUCGGGGGCAAUCAGGUUGGGAAAAUCUACUGGAAUAGGAUCUUCAUACAAGGCUGGCCAUGGGUGACCCUCUCUGUCCUGGGAUUCCUGUACUGCUACUCCCACGUGGGCAUUGCCUGGGCCCAGACAUACGCCAUGAACUAAUGCUGCCGGACCCCGCUCAGCGCUGUUGCUGGCCUCCAAGGCAAAUGGUGCUUCUUCCUGACCUCACACCCCAAGAUAACCUCCAAGGGACCAUCUGCUCAUCUUUUCUUGAAGUUACCUCACUCCAAAACUGGAAGCAUGAGUUCUGUCAUAGAAACUUGACAACCAGAGAAUCUUCUAACUUGGGGGACUUCGACAUCAUCUCCCCACAUCAUCAUUUUCCUGUUGAGUAAGCUGGGCUCCGGAGCAGUAGAGGGUCUUGCCCAGAUGCACAUGGUGACAUUGUGGCUUAGAAGCCACCCAGUCCCAAGGGUUUUUGGGGUUCUUCCUCCUUUACCAAGAAUUAGAUGUAAUUGUGCAUUUCUUGAUUGAGGCCCAGAAAUUCUGACUAGCGCUAAGCCUGUCCUCCACUCGGCAGUAUUUCUGAAACAUUUUGGGGACUAUUCUGUGACCCUUUCCCCAUGUCCUGCAGUGUGCUCACUAGAACCAGCACUGGGGUUUGAGCUUCACACUCCAGCUCCUCAGCAGGGAGGUGACAAAGCCACAGCUGUUUCUCAUUAUCCAAUCAGAGAAGAUAGAAUACAUUCUGUCACAUUCCAAGGAGUCAGUACCCAGGAGACCUGGUAUUUGAGCUUCAUCAGUGCAGUCUACAUCUGGCUGCUUGUUCCCUAGAUUUGCGGAGCAGUAUAAACACGGCAGUGCCUCCGCCUGACAGCUCAUCGUUUCCACAUAAAGAAGCAGGAUUUACAAAACAAGCAAUAGCGUAUCCACGGGCAGGUGCUACCAGGCGAGUCACAGAGGGUGAGGUGGCUUCCCAUGGCCUUCUCCCUAUGCAAGUGGUUUCCUUCAGUGGUUUACACUUGUUUUGUUUUAAAUAAAAUGGAGCCUUUUCUAUCACAUAGGCAAGACACAUUUUUGUAGAAUCGUUUUGAAUAUUUGUUGAGGAAAAUGUUUAACAUCUAAACACACUCACAUAACUCUUCAAUUAGUCACCCCUCUGGAAAGAUGCUGACAGGCCACUAAUGGCCCCAAAUGGUAGACAAUUCAGAAUACUUCCUUUCAGCUUUGGAUUUUUGUUGAGGGGAUGGUGGUGGGAGAGUCAGUGAAAAAGCUUUAAGAUUUGAAUCCAUAGUGUACCCAAUAAUGGGAGAACUUAGAACAACUCAAGUGCAUAAAUUAAGUUGUCGUGAGGCUCACUUAGUCCUGGUCUGUGUCACACUGUCUCUUGUUUGUUAUUUGUUAUUGUCCCUGUAUCCUGACUGUGGGAGAUUAAACUCCUAGAGUGCAGGACCA
Hipposideros armiger (great roundleaf bat) is the source of this 3202-nucleotide messenger RNA. RefSeq names its product hedgehog acyltransferase (gene HHAT). Gene Ontology annotation, biological process: protein palmitoylation. The transcript is spliced from 13 exons. Gene Ontology annotation, molecular function: palmitoyltransferase activity. The record is from RefSeq and is a predicted model, not a curated record. Lineage: Eukaryota; Metazoa; Chordata; Mammalia; Chiroptera; Hipposideridae. The coding region runs from base 428 to 1909 and encodes 493 amino acids. Gene Ontology annotation, cellular component: endoplasmic reticulum.